AUGAAGAGUUCCUUAGUUUUCCUCCUUAUCUGUUUACCGGCGCUGUUUCGCUGCACCAACGGGCAAAAUUGCAAGGGACCGGGCAUAAUAGAGAACCCCAACGUGCCGAAUUGCAGGUCGUUUUUAUGGUGCGUUAGCUUCAACACCACCAGCUUCAGGGAGAACGUUUUCACCUGCCCCCCAUCGAGAUCUUUCAACCCUGCUAUAGGAAGAUGUGACGCUACAUAUCAAUGUCCUAGUAGUACUACAUCCUCAUCCAGUACUACUGAAGCUACUACUUCUCCUUCGACUAAUCCUUCACCCAGUACUACUUCUAGUACUCCUAGUUCUUCACCCAGUUCUUCUACUAAACCCUAA
Phyllotreta striolata is the source of this 357-nucleotide messenger RNA. The record is from the annotation of a GenBank genome assembly. NCBI's taxonomy places the organism in Eukaryota, Metazoa, Arthropoda, Insecta, Coleoptera, Chrysomelidae.